Messenger RNA from Saccostrea cuccullata (small rock oyster), 917 nucleotides. RefSeq names its product low-density lipoprotein receptor-related protein-like. The record is from RefSeq and is a predicted model, not a curated record. NCBI's taxonomy places the organism in Eukaryota, Metazoa, Mollusca, Bivalvia, Ostreida, Ostreidae. The transcript is spliced from 19 exons. Bases 18 to 839 code for a protein of 273 amino acids.
CGUUAAUUUUUGUGGAGAUGAUAUUUUAUCUUAGUGUCCAGUUAUUUCUGCUAUUCUGUGUCAGUGCACAGAUUUCAAACAGAAACAGAUGGUACUUUCCUCCGUUGGGGAUAUGGGAUUUCCCAAAUGGACAACGUUGUGAAUUUGGAAUAUGUCAGCCAGAUCACAAUCAGGAUUUUUGUACUUUGGAUGUUCAAUGUCCAGAAAAUUACUGGUGUGACAAAGGAAGAUGCGUACCAGGUCGAAGACGAUGUGGAAGGACAAUGCCAAACUGCCAAGUUGGAUAUUACUGCUCUACUAUUGCUGGUGUAUGUUUACCUAACCCAGAACAAGAGUCUACAAAUUGUGAAAUCACUGGCUGCCCAGAAGGAUAUUACUGUUCUCAUUUUGCUGGUAUUUGUCUACCAAGUCGGAAUACUUGUUUUUCGGAUACUGAUUGUCCAGAAAAUAACUGGUGUAACCGUGGAAGAUGCGAACAAGGUCUGAGGCCAUGUGGAAGGGGAAGGCCAAACUGCCCAUCAGGAUAUUAUUGUAAUCAUUUUGCUGGUGUAUGUGAACGAAACCCAGAACAAGAGUCUACAAAUUGUGAAAUCACUGGCUGCCCAGAAGGAUAUUACUGUUCUCAUUUUGCUGGUAUUUGUCUACCAAACCCAGUGGAAGAUCAAAGAUUUUGUGAAACAACCUUUGACUGUCCUCGAGGAUACAGCUGUGUGAGUGGAAUUUGUAGAAAUCGUCGGAAUACUUGUUUUUCGGAUACUGAUUGUCCAGAAAAUAACUGGUGUAACCGUGGAAGAUGCCAACCAGGUCUGAGACCAUGUGGAAGGGUAAGUAUCUAUUAAGCUUUUAUUUGGGUUUCCCUAACAAUUUAAAAAAAAACCCCAUGUUUUAACGAUUUAAAAAAAAAUUAAAUUACGAGA